This is a messenger RNA of Jatropha curcas, 1581 nucleotides long. Its product is annotated as glycerophosphodiester phosphodiesterase GDPD3. Gene Ontology annotation, biological process: glycerophospholipid catabolic process. Gene Ontology annotation, molecular function: phosphoric diester hydrolase activity. Lineage: Eukaryota; Viridiplantae; Streptophyta; Magnoliopsida; Malpighiales; Euphorbiaceae. The record is from RefSeq and is a predicted model, not a curated record.
UUUCAAGAAUAUGCUCUCUUUUUUCUUUUUUUUUUUCUCAAUUUAUUUAUUUUAUUACAUAUGUUUUCUUUUUCAAAAUUAGACUCCAACCGACCCUUUUAAGUACCAUCCCUCCAUCCCUUGCAUUUGCCUCGCCCUGCAGCCUUUGUCAAGACAGAGCUACGCAUUCUCAUCUGAGUCAUCAUUCUUGAAAUCCUUAUUUCUACAAAGUUAAAAGAAAGAUGGCUCUCAAAGCUGUUCAUGUAUGUGAUGUGCCAAAUCUUGAUCAAGUCCAAGAAAGUGCAACAUUAGCCCUCUGCUCCACCUGUUUCUCCAAUAAAAGUGUUAAUGAUGAUGAUGGUGAUGAUAACAGAAAGUCUGUUCCAUUUAAAUUCCCAAAAUUUGUGGUGAUGGGUCACAGAGGGAGUGGAAUGAACAUGUUACAAUCUUCUGAUAGGAGAAUGAAAUCCAAGAAAGAGAAUUCAAUCCUCUCCUUCAAUGCUGCAGCUAAAUUGGCUUUGGAUUUCAUUGAAUUUGAUGUUCAGGUGACCAAAGAUGACAUUCCAGUCAUUUUCCAUGACAACUUCAUUCUUACUGAAGACCAGGGUGCCAUUGUUGAGAAAAGAGUUACAGACCUCACUUUAGCUGAAUUUCUCUCCUAUGGACCCCAAAAGGAGGCUGCACAUGUGGCAAAGCCUUUGUUCAGGAGAACAAAAGAUGGGAGAAUCUUUGAAUGGAAAGUUGAAGAAGAUGAUCCUCUUUGUACAUUACAAGAGGUUUUUGAAAACGUCCAUAGUACAAUAGGCUUCAAUAUUGAGUUGAAAUUUGAUGAUCAGAUUGUCUACAAACAGGAAGAUUUCGAACGCAUUCUUGGAGCAAUCCUGAAGGUUGUGUUUGAGCAUGCUAAGGAUAGACCUAUCAUGUUCUCUAGCUUUCAACCUGAUGCAGCUCAAUUGAUGAGAAAAUUGCAGAAUAAGUAUCCUGUAUUCUUCUUAACUAAUGGGGGAUCAGAAAUAUAUGCGGACAUAAGAAGGAAUUCAUUGGAUGAAGCAAUAAAAGUUUGUAAGGAAGGUGACCUGCAAGGAAUUGUAUCUGAAGUCAAGGCUAUCUUUAGAAAUCCAGAAGCAGUAACAAAAGUUAAAGAGUCUAAGCUUUCCCUCAUCAGUUAUGGCCUACUAAAUUGUGCAUUUCGCAGCAAUGUGCCAGAAGUGGUAUAUGUGCAGCAUUUGAUGGGCGUGGAAGGGGUGAUCGUUGACUUUGUUCGAGAGAUAACAGAGGCAGUCUCGGAUUUAUUUGAUCCUGCGAAAAUGAGUGAAGAAUUAAGAUUACUAAGCAAGGAAGGGAAUAUGCAAGUGGAAAUUCUAAUACCUGCUGAAAUAUCAGUAGACAGUCUCACUUGUUCAGUCACUAUAUAAUCCUGACAAAGACUGUUUAUUAAAUCUUCACUGUAUAAUUCUUGUAUAUGUAUAUAUAUAUUUUCCAAGAAACGGGUUACUUCAUGUACAUGAAAAAGAAAAACAAUAAUUAGGUUGGAUAUAAUACUAUAUAAGUAGUGUCAUUUUCUAACAUUAGUGAUUCCUUGCUUCCCUUCUGACAUCUGCA